AUGGUUUCCCACAAGACCGCUCGUGGUAAGGCUGCUAUGGAACGUUUAAAGGUCUUCGAAGGUGUCCCACCUCCAUACGACAAGAAGAAGAGAGUUGUUGUUCCACAAGCUUUGAGAGUCUUGAGAUUGAAGCCAGGUAGAAAAUACACUACUUUGGGUAAGUUGUCUUCUUCUGUUGGCUGGAAAUACGAAGAUGUCGUCUCCAAGUUGGAAGAAAAGAGAAAGGUCAGAUCUGCUGAAUUCUACGCUAAGAAGAAGGCUUUCAACAAGAAGGUUGCUGCUGCCACUGCUGCUGCUUCUGAAUCUGAAGCCGCUAAGAAAUUGGCUACUUUGGGUUACUAA
This is a messenger RNA of Torulaspora globosa, 342 nucleotides long. RefSeq names its product 60S ribosomal protein uL13 (gene RPL16B). Lineage: Eukaryota; Fungi; Ascomycota; Saccharomycetes; Saccharomycetales; Saccharomycetaceae. The transcript has a single exon. Gene Ontology annotation, biological process: negative regulation of translation; translation. Gene Ontology annotation, cellular component: ribosome; cytosolic large ribosomal subunit. The record is from RefSeq and is a predicted model, not a curated record. Bases 1 to 342 code for a protein of 113 amino acids. Gene Ontology annotation, molecular function: structural constituent of ribosome; mRNA binding.